UGUUGACUGCAUUUAUGGAUAAGGUGGAUGAUCUGUAUAUGGACGUGACCGAUGUCUUGGUACGUCAUGUCUGUAUACGAAUGUGGUCAACCACCAUAUGCAUGCAGUACACCUCCCUCACAAGAGGGGCCAGCUUUCUCGAUUGGGGAGACAAACGCUUGGUUAAGGCUUUGCUCAUGUUUCUGAGUUUGAACGUGGGGGUUGGGGUGGGGUGGGACUGUGGGGUGGGACUGGGGUUGCGGUAUGGCUGGUGGCGUCCAGGUCUGAGAAUAGCGCCUCCAGAGGCCCCUGUAACUGGGUACAUGUUUGGAAAAGGCGUGUACUUCGCGGACAUGGUUUCAAAGAGUGCAAAUUACUGCUGUACGAGACCUGGAGGAAGCGAUGCUGUUCUCCUAUUGGCAGAGGUGGCACUUGGAGACAUGAGAGAGCUUACCGAUGCAGAUUAUAAUGCAAACAAACUUCCACCUGGCAAACUCAGCACGAAGGGACUUGGUAAAGUGGCACCAGAUCCAAAGGACGCAAUCAAACUUCCAGACGGGACUGUCGUUCCGCUGGGAAAAGGAAAAGACACAAAUGUGGACAAGGGGUAUCUUUGUUACAACGAGUAUAUCGUAUACAAUGUGGACCAGAUACGCAUGCGGUAUGUCCUCCGGGUCAAGUUCCAAAAUUAGCGUUAGCAAGGCAAGGAGUUGAGAGGAUCCGGACAGACAUGAAGACUGGAUUCAGGUUGAGGGUCAACAAGCAUGGCAUCUGUUUCUUUUCUUUUCUUUUCUUUUCCUUUUUUUUUGGGGGGAGGGGAGAAGACCACCACGGCUGCAGCUCACUAUCAAACUGGGACAAGAGCCCAUGUAUGAUGGAGGGGACACCUUUUUUUUUUUUUUUUUUUUUUUUUUUUCGCUGCGGUCAUAUCCGUGGAUAGCAGCAUGUGCUGGGAACCGAGUCCAGCAUCCCUUUUACGCAGAUGCCGAUGCCUUUCCUCUGUGUUUGAGGAGGAUCUGAGGGAACACACACUCUCACAGGCAGACGGAGCACAGUCACACAUGCAAACACAGACACACAUGCAGGUUUGCCCUUACGGCAGAUGGCCUUUCUCUCAGAAUAACCCCUUGUGUGGGCCCCUGGCACCUAAGCACACAAUAAGACCGGUCUUGGGGCUCUUUUUAACCCCUUGUAGUUUUUGGAUGGAUUUUUUUUUUUUUUUUUUUUUUUUUUAAUGUUAAGUGAUCUUUAUGGAACCCACACACACGUAACCUCCUGAUGAGUCGGUGAAAGUCCAAUGAAACAGUCUGCCACGG
This is a messenger RNA of Chara braunii, 1295 nucleotides long. The record is from the annotation of a GenBank genome assembly. Lineage: Eukaryota; Viridiplantae; Streptophyta; Charophyceae; Charales; Characeae.